Messenger RNA from Amoebophrya sp. A120, 3426 nucleotides. Lineage: Eukaryota; Dinophyceae; Syndiniales; Amoebophryaceae. The record is from the annotation of a GenBank genome assembly.
GGCAUAAUGAUAGGCUCUUGGACUUCUCGCUCUUGUUUUUCGAUGACAUUUCCGCUAAGGCUUAGUUGUGCUUUUGGUUUUCUUUCCUCAACGAGGACUUGCAUAUGCAUCAGAUGAUGGUGAAAUAAAAAUUUAAUUAAUUUACUUUUGAACGGAGUUUGUGUUUGUGAUGUUGUCAACAAGUGGCUCAUCAUCUUCUUCAACUUCAUCAGACAUGAAGUAUAAUCCUGUUUCAUCACGCCGAGACACCAUGACAAGGACAACAGCAAGAACUACACGCCCGGGGUCUACAACUAGUACCAUCAGGAGCCUAUCAUCCAGAAUGCAGCACUGCAGGGAGAUUUUUUCCUUCGCUUGUCUGAUAAGCAGCGUCAGCAUCUGUGCUGGCAUACGAUUAAGAACGUCAACGACAGAAGAUAUUUCCGCGGAUUCUUUUCAUCCGGUUCUCACCACAGACCAGGAUCACGCCGCACAAGAGCCUGAUGGUGCAGCCGAAGAGCUCGUGUCGGCAGAUGUCGGCACGGUGCAAGAACAUUCAUCGCCUACCGGCGCAGCUUCACACGGGGCGACGAGAACAAGUCGCUGGGCAGACUUCGUCUCGGAGGAUGAGCAGGACGAUGAGCCGGCUGCUGGAGGGCUUAGUGCGCCGGAUGAUGCAACAACAUCGCCGAGGACUGACGAUGGCCAAAGAAGUGGUCAACAACACAUCGGGUGGAUGUUGAGCGACGACAAUUGGGCGAAUCCGAAUGCGUAUUGCUGGCACAACAACUACAGCACACACGACCCAGCGACCACGUCGGCGCCAGUUACAGGAGAGAAUUUUCAUGGUCAUUACGUUAGAGAAAACUGUCCCCACUACCCCGGUUUUCCCCAAAUCAAAAAUUUUUUUAUGAACUGAUGCAACAACACGGCCACCGGCCGCGCAGCCCGCCCGGAUAGUGUCCGCUAGUGGAUCUUCUUCACGGAUACUUUCUGAGGCUGUUACGUAUGCAAUGGAGCAAGCGGGAUAGCGGCGCGCAAAAGUCGGCGCAUGAGCUGACGGGGCAGCAAGCUUUGUGGAUGUGUGUAGCUACUUCGGCCCCAUCCGCGCGUGGGCUACUGCAACGCGGCCCCGCCACACUGGCCGCGCCCAACUUCUGAGGCUCCGGCCUCACCGUUUCCCUGGGGGUCGUGCAUGCGUACCUUUUCGGGAGGUUUCUGGUGCUCGUUUUGGUGGCCGAAAGUGCGUAGAUAGCUGCUUAGGGCCGAAAUCCCCAGCAUACGUUUUUUUUCUCGCCAGCGUGUCCGAACAUGCACUCAGGGAAACGGUGCCGGCCAGCCUCAAGCGGAGAAGACAGGUCCGCGGCAAGGGGCAUUGCGUUCAGCCUUAGGUGGCCGGGGGGCGGGUCUGGCAUGGGCGCCUUGCCCAGGGCGCUGCCUCGCGGGCCCCGAGCUGCUUGCGCCCCAAAAAGCCGGGCAAGGCGUGCAGUGUCUUUGAGUCCAGCAACACACCUGGGGGAGCGGGCUUCGGUCUGGCCAUUCGCGGCGCAGGUCGCUUGCGAAGGGCCCGCCCUGCUUACAAUUGGAUCGAAAAAAAAAAAUUGUCUUUGGGGAAAACCGGGGUAGUGGGGACAGUUUUCCCUACCGUAGUCAUCAGUGGCAGCAAGAUGCAAAUCAAGUUGCAUCUGAAAUGCAUCAGCAUCACUUCGCAGCCCUUUGUUCAUCAUCUUCGACACCCUAUAUCUGCGUCGGGGAUCCAGCAAAUCUUGGGAUGGCCACCGCCGUGCCGAUGGUGUUUUACUGCGAGUCCGCCGAUAUGAUGUCCUGCGCGGCGGCGCCGGGAGAUUGGGCGGUAGUUCCUAGUGAAACAACAGCACUAGACCACACAACCGAUGGAGGGCGCCUCUGGUGGCCGCAAUCAUUCGAAAAUCGGUGGGUGAUGGCGCAAGGUCAGGAACUAGAAACACAUGCUUACAUGGGUCGCCCCGCUGCCGCAAACGAAAAUGUAAAUAUCACAAAGCAACGUGGCACAACUAGUCCGGCUUCUAGUACUUCCUCCGGUGUAGUCUUGCCGUCGAGGUUGUCAUCAAAGAGAACAAGUAGUAUUAAACGCGACAAACCACGCAACGACUUCGCGUGGAGGUCUCGCACUAGAAACAGCAGCAAGGAAGAUGACGCGCAAAGGACUCCUCCCGAAUGUGAAGCGAGCGCAAGCACGCACAGGCAAACCGAGAGCCAAACGAUGAUCCGAAGAAUCUCUACUACGUCGUCUGGGUCUGCAGGCUCCUUUUCGUCAGCAUCAACUGCAGCAGAGGCACUAGUCUCUACUGCAAGUGCGGAGGAGCUACUGUUUGACGAGCAAGGGACUCCGACUUCUCAGGAUUUCGAUGUUGUUGGAGCCGAAGGUCGCGAUCAUGAUGUUGGACGGAGCGCAACGAAUUCUGCGUCGUCAGGAGCUGACAGCAACACUACAUCAUCCGCGCGGGAAAGAGAUGCUACCGCUGGAGCAGUACAUGGGCAUGAUCAACAACACAGUGGCGGCCCAUUCCACGUGCCAAGUCCCGCCCGCCAGAAGAAGAGGGCAUUGCAGCGAGAAAGAAAGCGGGCGAAGAGGGAGGCGCUACGUUUGGAAAAACAGACGGACGGUGGUGAGCAGGAUGUAGAUUGGGAACAACUACAGGCGCAAGAGCCAGUGCGGGAAUAGAUGGAUAGCCGAUCAAGUCAUUUGUGAUUGUUAUAAAUAUCGGGCGCAGCUGCACCUUGCUGGUCGAGCUCGAGCAUGCACUUUAGUUUUCAACCUGAGAUGUUAGUGAGGCUGAGGUAAUUAAAGACGUAAAACAUCGAUUUGUCAGUGGGGACGUCAGUGGGGAAAUAAAUCGUUUUUUAUUUUUUUGAACCGAUUAUAAGCGAAGCUUUUGCAAUGAAGGUUAACGUGCAGCAGCAGCCCAUCCAUGUAUGAUGAUGAUAUACAACGCGUCUUAAUAGCGACACUAGGGGAAAAAUGCAUCGAUUGUGGUAUUGUAUGACAAAGACACAGUAGAGGACUAGAGGUGGACAUACCAUUUAUACGUGUAGACUUUCAGAUUCAAGAAGCGUUUUUCUCGAUUUUAUCUGAAGGUGAGCGGAUGAAGACAGAACUUCUAGGAAGUAGCAAUAGAAAAAAUGCCUGCAUUCAAGGUUUCUUGCGGUUUUUGUGCGUAGGCCCUUUCGGGUCAAAGCUCAAGCUCUCUUUUUUGUGCAGUGAGUGCGCAAGAACAAGAAGACCUAGACAAGAUUCUUUGAAAACCAGAAGUGAAAGCUGAAAGACAUCAGUUGAUGAAGAGUAUUCGCCUGAACGUUGCUUGUUUUGAGAGGUUUAUGCUUUUGCUUUUGCAAACGCAAAGAGUUGUAGAAACCGACUGUACAACUGCAACAGCUUUGCAGUUGGCAUUGUUUAUCCAUCUGGCC